Molecule: messenger RNA, 10613 nt
Organism: Grammomys surdaster
Lineage: Eukaryota; Metazoa; Chordata; Mammalia; Rodentia; Muridae
Product: zinc finger protein 878-like
Exons: 4
Coding region: 131-1978 (615 amino acids)
Biological process (GO): regulation of transcription by RNA polymerase II
Cellular component (GO): nucleus
Molecular function (GO): RNA polymerase II transcription regulatory region sequence-specific DNA binding; DNA-binding transcription factor activity, RNA polymerase II-specific
Source: RefSeq, a predicted model, not a curated record
UCCCGUCCAGCCAUUUUAAGCGUUUGUGUCUUCUGUGGAGAGAGACCCGCAGGUUGUUUCCCCAGUGUCCGUGUUCCAUCCACUUACUGCAAGAGCCACCGGAGGACAGCAGGACACCCGGUGACUGGAAAUGGAGUCAGUGGCCUUUGAGGAUGUGGCUGUGAACUUCUCCCUGGAGGAGUGGGCUAUGUUGAAUCCAUCCCAGAAGAACCUCUACAAAGAUGUGAUGCAGGAAACCUUGAGGAACCUGGCCUCUAUAGGGAGCAGUUUGGAGCACCAUAUCAUUGAAAAUAUAUACCGAAAUUCCUGGAGAAAACUAAGUGGUCAAGUGGUGGAGGGACUGUAUGACUGUAAAGAUGAUCAUCAGUGUGCAGAAAUCUUCGACUUCACUACACACAGUAUUGUAAACCAGAACUCCUUACCAGGAGUACAUAUAUGUGAAAACAGUGGAUGCGCAACAGUAGUCAUUGGCCACUUGUCUCUAAGUGUACUCCUAAAACCUGACAUAAAACGUGAGUCGUGCGAAGACCAGGAGUAUGGGAAGGAAUUAUACAAUAUGGAAUUUGGGGCCACCUCCAGUUCUCUCACAUCAUUUGAGAACUAUGAAAGUACUUAUACUCUAGAGAGACUGUAUAAAACUGAGCAUUGUGAUGAAGACUAUAGAUAUGGUCAAACUGUUGAAAAGACUUUCACUGAAGAAAAGCCCUUUGAGUGUAAGCAAUGUGGGAAAUGUUUUAGUUCCUCCAGGUACUUUCGAAGGCACGAACGACGUCAUCGUGCAAAGAAAUGCUAUAUCUGUAAGCAGUGUGGGAAAGCUUUUGCUUUUCCCACUUACCUACAAACACAUGAAAGAAUUCACACAGGGGAGAAGCCAUAUGUAUGCCUGCAGUGUGGGAAAACCUUUGCUCAUUCUCGUUCCCUUAAAACACAUAAAAGAACUCACUCUGUUAGGGACCUCUUUGUGUGCAAUUACUGUGGGAAAACCUUACGUCAUUACAGUUCUCUUCAAAUUCAUACAAGAAUUCACACGGGAGAGAAACCUUACGUGUGUAAACCAUGUGGUAAAGCCUUCAUUACUUACCGUUCCUUUCGAAUACAUGAAAGAAUUCAUACUGGAGAAACACCUUAUGAAUGUAAGCAGUGUGGAAACACCUUCAUGCGUUGGAUUCAGUUACGAAAACAUGAAAUAAUUCACAGUGGUGUGAAACCCUAUGCUUGUAAGCUAUGUGGAAAAAGCUUUACUUGUUCUGGGUCCCUGAGAACACAUGAAAGAAUUCACACUGGGGAGAGACCCUAUGUGUGUGACCAGUGUGGAUAUAGCUUUACUCGGUUGAAUUCACUUUUAAGACAUAAAAUAACCCACACUGGUGAGAAGCCCUACGUGUGUAAUCAUUGUGGGAAAACUUUUCCUCGGUCUGCUUCCCUUCAGAGACAUGUCAAAAUUCACACUGAGGAGAAGCCCUAUGUAUGCAAGCAGUGUGGGGUUGCCUUUGCUAGUUCUACUGACCUUUUAGAACAUGAACAAACGCAUAUUGAUGAAAAACCUUACAUAUGUGAGCAAUGUGGGAAUGCCUUUGUGCUGUGGAGUCAGUUUCAGAAGCAUAAAGCACUUCACGCCGUCCCAGUUUCCUAUGUGUGUAAGCAGUGUGGGAAGAGCUUCACAUCUUCCAGGUCACUGAAGACACACGAGAGAAUCCACACUGGCGAGAAGCCCUAUGAGUGUAAGCAGUGUGGGAAAACCUUCCUGUGGUCUUACUCCCUUCAGAGACAUGAAAAAACUCAUACUGAAGGGAAGCUCCAUGUGUGUAAACAGUGUGGGGAAACUUUCCCUUAUGACAGUCAUCUUCAGGUGCAUGAAAAGCUGCACUUUGACGAUGAACCUUUUAACUGUAAGUACUGUGGGAAGCCCUUCUUCACUUUGAACCAUUUGCAUAGACAUGAGUUACUUCACACCACCCUGGAUCCCAGUGUUUUUUAGUAAUGUGAGAAAAAAAUUUUUUUUCACUUUGUGGCUUUCAUAGAAAUAAGAAAAAUCAUACUGGGAAAAGACUGGAUUUGUGCUAGCAAUGUGGAAAAACCUUUUGAUUUGUUUCAUUGAAAGAAACAUGAGAUGUCACAAUGAGGAGAAAACUUUUUCUUUUUAAAAAAAAAAUCAACAUACAAAUGGUUUUUGAGCUUAAAGCUUCUUGAAGUACAUCAAAGAGAAACGGGCCUCUGACUCUAAGCAGUAGAGUAAAGCCUUCUGCAAUCCUAGAUCUUGGAGGAGACAGGAGAAAACUCACACUAGAGAAACUUUUAUGUGUGUGUGUGGUGUUGUAAAAAAGCCUUUUCUGCUUCCCCAUUCCCUCUGAAUACGUGGAAGGAGUCACUGGAGAGAAACCUUUCAUAUAUAGGCAAUCUUGGAUAGUCUGGGUUAUCACAUCCUCUUACAGAAAUGAAAGAACCUACUGUAGAGAAACCUUAAAAACAAGAUUUGUGAACUCUUCAUUAUCAGCUUCAUAGAACUCACAAGAAUGUACAUGGGGAGAAUUCCUAUCAGUGGAAACCUAUAUGAACACCAUUUGGUUCAGUGAACAGACAAGGAGAAAACUUGAUAUGGAGUGUUAAUCUUCUCAAAAGAGAUGUUCAAGGUUUCAUUUGGCACAGAUGGAAACACAUACCGGAUGAAAACCUUUGCUGUUGAGAAACAUUGGAAAAUCUAGAGCAGUAGCAAAUAAAAGUCCUUAGAAUUUUUUUCAUGUUUAAUCUGAUAAUUGUCAGUAUUAUGAAGGACUGGACCUAUUAUUUUUGUAGCAUGCUCCAGGAAAUGCACACUCUGAAGAGAAUGUUAUCAGUACAGUAUUUUGUAUUUAUUGAAAAUUUUCAGGGGCUGAUAAGGAUGAGUUAGCCUUUAAGAGCAUCUGCUGCUCCUUCUAAAGGAUAUUGAGUUAACCUUUAAGAGCAUUUACUUUGCAGCACCAUGUCCCAGGGCUCACAACUGCAUGUGACUCCAGGUACAAUUCUUCCCUCAUACACUUGUAUGCAUAAAAAUAAAACUUAAAUAUUUUUCUAGGUUUUUUUUUUUUUCCCCAGAGAAGCUUUUGUUGUGUAUCCCAGUUUGACCCGGAACUGUUAAUCUUCCAGCUUCUACCUUUUGAAUAUUUAAAAUGAAAUGUCUCUGCUUCCACAUUCACCAUCAUUAGCUCCUGUUAAAGAGUCCACCUCUUGACUUGUUUUUAAAUUUUACUCUACAAAAGCAAGCAGUCAGUAGCAGAGCAUUGAGUAAUGUGGAAUGGCAGCUUAAAUGCAUGAACUGCAGACCAGUAAGACCUACAUAUGAAAAAUGCUGACAGGAAUAGAAAGUGCAUUUAUUUAUUACAUUUUGUGAGACUUCUUAAAGCAAUCAUGUAUUAGUUUAAUGGGUGAUAUCUUUUUGUAUUGGAUAAGUAGAUGCUUCUCAUUGUAAAUUAUGUUGGAUUCAUUGGUGAAUUGAUAUUUGAAGUAUGCCAGUCCACAUAAAUAUCUUUAAAAGCAUUUUAGUAUUUAUGUGUGCGCAUGUGAGUAUAUGUAAACAUAUGCCCAUGGAGGCUAGAGUGCUUUGGAGAUAGCAUUACAAAUUUUGUGACAUGUUUGAUAUGUGUCACGAGAUCGAAAUCCUAGUCUUCAUGAUAGAACAGUUAAGUACUCUUAACUGCUGAGCCCCCUCAAGCCCCUGCAUAAAUGUCUUGUUUUUCAAUUAUGUUUAAUGGGUAGUUUUAAAAAAAUGGCUUUGUGAAUAUUGGAAUAGUCCUAUUGGUUUUAUUUGGCUGAUUAUAAGCAUUUUGUGUAUAUGUUCAUUUUUCAUGAAAAAAAUUGUGUGUACAUGUGUUUUGGGGGGCAUUGUUUAUGUGUUGCUGGUGUGGUUGGUGGUGUUCACCAAGUGAGCAAAUAUAUUGGGUGUCUUGCUCUAUCACUGUGUUAUUCCCCCAAGUCAGAGUCUCACUGACCCUGGAGCUGGGCAGGCAACCAGCAGCAGCAGCAGCAGCAGCAUUUCUCUACUCCCCGUAGUGCUGAGUAUAGACAGUGUAAAAGUUAAGUGGCGCUUCCUCCCAGCCCCAUGUUCCCAGAAACAAGACUCGGACUCAAAAUAUAUCUACAAGUACCUUAGCCAUAUUGCUAAGCUCUUUUCUGACUAGAUCAUAACUGAAGUUAACCCAUUUAUUUUAACCUACAUUCUGCCAUGUGGCUGAUUACCUGUGCUGAGGUACCAUGUGGCUGUCUAGUCACAUCUUCCUGGGUAAAUCUGCUUCUGCCUUUGGCUGUAUCCCAGAAUCCUUUCUGCUUCCUGGAUGUCCCACCUUCUAUUUCCUGCCAUGGGCCAUAGCUUUUUAAUUGACCGGUACAAUACAGAAGAUAUUCUCUCUAGAGAUACUCUCAGUCAUUCCCAGCUUUUUAUUGAUAGGGAAUAAAACUUGAGUCCUCAUGAUUGCACAGCAAGUGGACUCCCCACUCAGUCACCCCCUCAGACCUAAACCAGUUUUAAAUUGAUUGUUUCUAUUGUUUAUGUUGUUCUCUGAUAUGUUCUCAUAAUCCUUAGUAUGUGUUCUGACUUUGAAGUAUUUUAAAAUAAUUUUUAGAAUAGCAAAUGUUGAUUUUGUUUUUCCUAUUCAGAAAGUAGGUGUAAGUAUACUGUAAUCAUAGGUCAGACCGUCUUUCCAAGUUGGCUUAUUUCUUUCUUUUGAGAAUUUCAUACACAUAUACAAUAAAAGAGAAUCAUGUAUACUCACUGUUUCUCCUUCCAACCCUCCCUAUUUCUUCCAAACACUCCCCUCUUAACUUUGUCUUUAAAAAUAAUCUACUAGUCUAGUUAGUGUUACUCAUACAUGCAUGAGUAUGGGGCCAUCUACUGGAGGAUGGGUGACCUACAUCUUCACAAGUAAUUCUCUUCCCCGCCUACCCCCACCCCCACAGCAGCUAUUCACUGCCAGUAGCUUCUCAGUAGGGGAUAUGCUGGGAUUUGGGCUUACUUAGUCUUACAAUGUAGGUCUUGUGCAUGCAGUCAUAUUUGCUAUGAGUUCAUGAUUAUAGUAACCAUGUCAAAAAACAAAACAAAAAUACCCAGCAUUUCACAGUACUCCUCCCUCUGGCUCUUGUAUUCUUGUUGCUUUUUUAUUUUCCCUGAGCCUUGCUGAUGGUGGAGAUUAAUAUAGCUGUCUCAUUUAGAGGUGAACAUUCAGUCUCUUCAUAGCCUUUUGACCAGUUGUGCAUCACUCCAUUGACAGCUGUCCAUUGUAAAAAGAAGCUUCUCUGACCAAAGUUGAGAGCAGUCAGUUGCCAAGAGCUGGAUGGAUAGCGGGAACUUAGUUUUUAGGGGAUUUUUUUCUUUUUCCUUUUUCUUUUUUUUUUUAAGAUGGUGUCAUGCUACAUGGCCAUGGCUAGCCUGGAACUUUCUGUGUAGGCCAGAUUGUUGUCAACUUGCGCUUAAUAUUUAUUUUAAGUCAUGAACUAUUAUUAUUGUAUGUGUGUAUUUAUAUAAUUUUACUGUGUAAAUUUUGCUUUUCAUGUUUUUUCAUUUUCAUUACAGUUUCUCUAGUUCUUACACUAAGAUACAUUGGUAUCUUACAUUGGCCUUACUAAAACCAUGUGUUCAAUAAAUUUACUAACUAUAUACAUGGUGAGUGAGUCAUCUAUUAAAGGAUUUUUCUAUAUUUCUGAGAGAACUGGUGUUUUAAUUUAGGAGGUCUUACGGGGAUGGUUCUGUAGUUUGGUGUCACUGUGUUGGAUGCACUGAGGGGUGACUGUAGUUCUGUUCUUGUAGUCACAACAGUUAUUACCCAGAAGACUGAGUGUUGGAUUAAGGGAGAUGGAAUUCAUGAGAUGUGCUAGUCUGCCAGUGAGUAGGAGGUACUUUCCUAUUUCAUGAAUCAGAAUGUUUCACAGGUUUUCAACCUGUGUCCUUUUAGAAUGCCUUUCUGUCAUGGUCAUUAAGGAACAUUGCUCACUGGUGGAGGCUUGGGACAUGUCCUUCAGUGGCAGAAGAUGUGCCUUGCUGUGUGAGGAGUAGUGUUCUGAAUCAUUUUGUAUUUCUUAGUUUCUAUAUAAACACUAAUAUUUACUGUAAUAUGAUGGAUGCAGUUGACCACAUAUAUAGGUAUGCCUAGAGUUUCCAUAACAUUACAUUAUGAUAAAGUAAAGUGGGAAUAUAAGAAAAGCACUUUACACUCAACCUAGUGGUCAUCACACCUUAGGCUAGUCUACAGCAACAAUUUUGGCCACACUUAUAUUUUCCUUAAGUUGGAGAAAGGGGCUUUGUUUUUUUCUUUGUAUAUAAUUUUUUUAUUUAAAUGUUUUUUAAAUUGUACAUUAGCAAAGUUACAGGUUUUCAAAUUACAUUGUAACCCAGGUUUCCAUGUACUUUAACCAUAAUCACUAACUGAUCUUUGUUCCUGUUUCUUCUCCCCAGUGGUCCUGUUCUCCCAAAUAGACUCACUUAGGACUUCAUCUCUCUAGUUUGUUAAAAUCUAGAUCCUGUUCUGUAUAGAAGGAACACCAUUUGGGACUGAGUUGUCACUUACAUAUCAAUCUCCUGUUCCAUCCAUUUUCCUGCUAAUAACAGUUCUUGGUGACCUACAAUAGUCUGUGCUUUAUAUAUACUACAUUAAAAAUUGAAAAUUUUUAGUUUAUCUAUUGAUGGGCACUUAGGCUGAGAUGGGCACUUAGGCUGAUUCUGUAGUUGAGUGCAGUGAGUUGAGUAGGAACAUGAGUACAAGUAUUUCUAGUAUAAUCUGAUUUAGAUUCCUUUUGUUGUAUACUAAACAAUACUACAGCAAGAUCAUAAGAUAGUAUAUUUUCAUUUUUGGUGAAACUUUUAUUUUCCAGUGUGACCAUGCUAAUACCCAUUUCCAGGAGCAGCCGUACAUUCUCACCAAUUUGCAUUUUAGUUUGGUUUCUUGAUAGCUAUUCAUACUGCGGUAAUAAAGUUAAUUGUAUUGAGAAUUUUUCACGUAUUUAUUGUCUAUUUUUAUAUUGUUUGAGAAUGGAUUGUUUCCACUUGUGUUGAUUCAGUUACUUAUUCAUUUAUAAUUUUUGUUGCUGUAUACUGGUUUUCUCAUGUUUCGUUUAUCUUAAGUUGCUUUUAAGCUUGCUCUGUGUGUGUGUGUGUGUGUGUGUGUGUGUGUGUUGUCUGUAUGUUAAUCCCUUGUCAGAUGAGUGAGAGUCCAAAGAUAUUUUACCCCACUCUAUGGCUUUCUCCGUCAAUUGUUUCCUUUUUCUUUAUAAAAGCUUUUUAACUUAUUGCAGCUACUAAUUCUCAUUUAUACUUUGGGGGAUUUUGUUUGUUUGUUUUGUUUUUAACAUGAGUUAUUUCUUUGUAGGCCUGACUGGCCAGGAAUUUACUGCAUACAUGAGGCUAGCAUCUAAUUUACAGCUCUCUUCCUUCCUCUGUUUUUCUGGAUGUUAACAUUGUAGUCCUGAGCCUCUAAUGUCCAUUCCCUAUUUGUCAUGCUUCCUGUAAACUAUUAGAUUGAGAAUGCCAUUGUCCAAGCCUAUAGCUUCAUGUAUUCUGUAGAUUUUCCUCUGAGUUUCAAGUUUUGUAGGCCUUAUGUUAACAAUUCAGUUUGUCUUGCUUUUAUACAGAAUGAUAGAGGGAUUUAGUGAUAUUCUUGUACCUACAAUGUUGAUUUCCUGUUGAAGCCAUUUAUUAUCCUAUGCAUAAUUUGGAUACCUUCAGAAAUCAGGUGUGGCUACAUGGUUAUUCUGAGAUUGUACCCUUCCAUUGCUCUGUGUGUCUGUUUGUAAGUUAUAUAAUGGGAAUUAAUUUUGGUUUUCUUAAAGUUACAGGAUUGUGUUUUCUAUUUCUGGAACUAAUGACAUUGAAUUUUGAGGGGGCAUGUGUGGAGUCUGAACACUUAAUACUUUUUCAUAUUAUGGUGGUGAUUUGUGAGCAUAGGAAUGCUUUCCAUUUUCUAGAGCCUUCAAUUCUUUAGUGUUUUUAAAUUGUUACUAUGUACAGCUUGACUAAGUUAAUUCACAGGUGAAUUUGACUCUUAGGCUUUUAAGAUGAUUUUUUAAAAAAUUAUUUUAUCACCAUUUUCAUUGUCAUAUAAAUGGCUACUUGUUUUUCUAUACUGACUUUAUUGUACUACUUUGGUGAAGUAAUGAUUAGUUGAAGGAAUCUUGGUGUGGCACUUUAUGAACAUAGGAGCAGUCAAGAGAACUGGCUCCUCUUCUAGGACUGACGCUUGAUUACCUAUGUGGCACCUCACAACUGAAUUCCAGUUCAAAGGAAUCCAACACCCUCUUCUGAUCUCUGAGCACCAGACAUGCACAUGGUGCACAGACAGACAGGCAGGCAGAACACCCAUACCAGGUAAUAAUAAUAAUGAUUCUAUUGUCCAUAAAUAGAUAUUUGGCUUCAUUUUAACUUCUGUUUUCUUUCCUCAGUGUUAGGGUUGAGCCAAGGAGCUUGUGUGUGGUAGGCAAGCGGUGUGUCACUGAACUGCAGCCACACAAUUGUAUCUCUUUCCUUUUUCUUUUUAAAUUUUCCAGCUGAGAAUGUAAGAGAUGUAUUCGGCAGUGGAGAGAAGUUGGACACCUUAUGUAACUCCUGAUAGUUGAAGAGAUGCUUUUAGUUUUCCUGUUUGGUAUAAUCUUGGCUCUAGUUUUGUCUUGUGUAACAUCUCUUACAGUGAGAUGUCUUCCUUUUCCUCAUUUCAGGAUAUUUUCAUCAGGGAACAUAGAGCUUUGAAAUCCACUUCUUCAUGUAUUGAUGUGAUCAGGGGUCUCAAUCCUUGAAUAUCUAUAUUCUUUACAUUUACUGAUUGAUAUCUGUGGAAACAUGCUUAUAUGUAAAAAAUUAAAUUCACCUGAUUAUAGUUUGUUGUGGUGUUUUUAAUAUGUUGACUUGGUUUGAGAGCAUAAUCUUGAAUUUUUUUUCAUCAAGGAAGUUGUGUUAUAGUUUUCUUCGUUGUUAAGUCCUUCGUGGUUUUGGCAUCAUGGUAAUAUGACGACCUUUUAAGAAUAAAUUAGUGUUUCUUCCCUUUAUAUUUAGUGAAAUAGUUUGGGAAGUGUGGUAGAAUUCAACAGUGAAUUCGUCAAGUCCUGUGUUUUCCUUGUGGAGACAAUUCAUUUCUAGCUUAAGGAUGUUGCCCUUUUACACUGUUCACAUUCCCUUGACUUAUUUUUUUUCAUCUGUUUAUUUUGUUUUGUUAUUGACUGAGAACUUUAUACAUGCACGUAAUACAUUUUGAUCAAGCCCACAUACUCCCAUUCCUAUUCCUUUCCCUCCAAUUCUUCCAUCCCUCCCACCACUUUCAUUCUCAAUUUUAUUUGUUCUCUUCCAUUUUUAACCUACAGUCUCCUUAGUGUUUCCAGAAUAUACAUGGGUGCAGCACCGUCUUCUAUGGCAUGAGUAGCUUCUCCCUUACCCAGCAGUCAUCACUUGCCAAUAGCUACUUAGGAGUGGGGCUUUCUGCACACCUCCCACCUCCUUGCUGGGAUUUAUGUCUGGCUUGAGCUUCUGUAUGCAGUCACAUCUGUUGUCAGUUAGUAUGUGCAACUGUUGUAUCUAGAAUGCACUGUUUGACUGUAAUAAUCCACUCUCUGGCUCUCACAUUCUUUCAGCUCCCUCAUCUGUAAUGAUCCCCCCAGUCCUUUGAGAGAAGAACUGUGAUGUAGGUAGAUGUUCCAAUUAGAGCUGAGCCCUCCAAAAUCUCUUAUUCUCUGCAUGUUGACCAGUGGUGAGUCUGUUAAUUACCAUCUACUUCAAAAACAGCAAGAAAACUCAUCCUAUGUCAUGAAGAUACAUUUUUCUAUGGGUAUAAAGAUACCCUUUAACAGAGUAAUAGUAGAUUAUUAGAAAGUUUGUCACAUUAAUGCUGCCAGACUUGGGUUUUAUCUUGUGGAUUGUGUGAAAUGGUCCUGAAAUCCAGCCAGAGUGGUUGGUUGGUUAUUCCAACAUUCAUGCCAUACUCAUGGCCAUGUCUUCUCGGACUCAUCUGUAAUUGUAGUUCAGAGGCUUCUCAGCUGGGUAAGCUUGAUGUUUAGUCUUGUCCCUUGGUAGUAUGCACAACAUCAUCUAGCGCUAUGAAAGCUAGCCAGUAGGACAAAGCCUCUAGGUCAGUAUAAGCUAUGAUUUCUUAAUGCUCUAUGACUCAAUGUGUGGUGUCUUUAAUAAGGUCUUACUGUCAAGUUCAGUGUGGUAACCAAGGACAAUCGCAAUAGCCUAUAAUAUUUGGAGGGGGAGGCCUAUGAAACCUCCAACUUUUGGCCUAAUUUUGAUAUUUCAUAUAUGUCUUGAAGUUCUUGAUUUUCCAGUUUAUAGUAAUGUAAGUUUUCAAAGUAUCCUCAAAUCAUUCUCUUGAUUUCAUUUUCUGUGUAUUGUAAUCUCUUCUUUUUCAGCUCUAACUUUAUUCAUAUGAAUAAGUGUAUAAAAGAAAGCGUAAGAUAAUAAUGAAGUACUUAACUAAAUUUUGUAACUAUUAUGACUGCCCGAAAGUUGUAUAAGGAGCAGCUACAGGGUUGAAGUUUUUUGAGUGGUCACCCCUUCUCAGUGUACUUUUUGGUGAUGCAACUGACUUUGAGUCACUCUUAUUCCUGUAAGUAAUCCCUUAUUGCUACUCCUGUAAGUAAAUCUCAAUAAAAUCAUUGUUCUCCAA